Symbiodinium natans is the source of this 1062-nucleotide messenger RNA. The record is from the annotation of a GenBank genome assembly. Lineage: Eukaryota; Dinophyceae; Suessiales; Symbiodiniaceae.
AUGCAGGGCAUUGUCACGAACGUGGCACCCUUCGGUGCUUUCGUCGAUGUUGGCGCUGCGAGGAAUGCGAAGAUCCUCAUCGAGCCACGAUUGUGGAAGCAGUUCCACGUAGGGGAUCGGAUUGAUGAGUGCGUCGUCAAGGAAGUGGAGCUCGAGAAGCACCGCUUCUGCGUCACGCUUCAGAACGCCGAAGCCGCCAUCGCCGAGAAUCGCGUCCCCCUACAGGAGCUCCGAGAGGGUGACCUGGUCGAGGGCGUGGUGGAUCACAAGAAUGCCUACGGCAUUUGGGUCAACGUGGGAGCCGAAGUCAUCGGGCGCCUGAACAUUCCGCGCAGGUACACGGAUCAGCUCUCAGCUGGCCAGUAUCUUCCCGACAUCGUCGUGGAACGUAUAGACCUCGAGCGCAAGAAGCUCGGCCUUACCAUGGAGCACCCGGAGGUGAUCGUGGAUUCUGCGCCGAUCACAGUUGCGGACCUCCUCCGCCAAGAGGGCAGCCGACCCCCGCCUCCCACGGCUCCCCCGGCUCGCCCGGCCCCCACGGCUCCCACGGCUCCCGCGCAGGUUGCGGCACCAGCCCCCGCGGCGGUGCUCCCCGCGCCGCGCGCGCCGGGGCCCCCACCGAAGAGCCAGGAGGCGGGCUUGCGAGUCGGCGAGUUUGUGGAUGGGGUGGUCGUGGACGUCUCAGCAAAAGUGAUCAUGGUGGACAUUGGCCUGGGGCACUUGGCCGCCCUGGCGGUGCCGGCCGCACUCCGGGCACAGUUCCGCCCCGAGGAUGAGAUCCAAGGGAUGCGCGUCGAGCGUGUCGAUUGGGACGAGGAGCGGCAGAAAGGCGCCGUGGUGCUUUCGUUGGACGAGCCAGAGCUCGCGAUCGACGAGGCGGAGACGUCCUUCAACUCCGACAAGACCAGCUGGGAAAGGCGCUCGGAGCCUGGAGAUGUGCCCAGCUUGCGUGGGAGCUGGUACGACUGGCAAUGGUCAGACCGCUGGGAUUGGCGACAGGGCCGGUGGGGAGACUGGUACCAGGGCAAUUCCUGGUGGCAUCGACCCUAUUGGGGAUCGUAG